AUGACGUCAUGUGUGGAGAGUCGCCCUCGUGUGGACACCUCUGCAGCAUCUCUCCAGGACCCACAGGAGCAGACGGAGAUCAGAGAGAGGAGAUCAGAGGAGAGAGAGGAAGAGAGAACAGAGCAGAGAAGGAAAGAGGAGGAGAGAGUGGGGGAGAGAGAGGAAGAGAGACCAGAGCAGAGAAGGAAAGAGGAGGAGAGAGUUGGGGAGAGAGAGGAAGAGAGAACAGAGCAGAGAAGGAAAGAGGAGGAGAGAGUGGGAGAGUGGGGGAGAGAGGAGAGAGAGGAGAUCAGAGGAGGAGUACCUCCACUCGGGCCUCUGUGGUCUGCACAGGUCAGCAUCUGGACAGUCAGGCAGGCUCACUACGCAUGCGCAGAGCUUCUGUCCUUCACAGCAAACAUGGCGGCCUCUGUGGUGCGGACCCUCGGCUCUAGUCUGGGACGAAACCUGCGGGAAGUCCGGCUCCAUCUGAGCCAGAGCUGCGCUGGAAGUCAGGGGGCGAGGGACUUCGUGGAGCAGCACUACGUGAGCCUGAAGAAAUCAAACCCACAGUUUCCGUUUCUGAUCAGAGAAUGUUCGGGAGUUCGAGCGACGCUGUGGGCCCGAUAUGGACACGGCCGUGAGGCCAGCGUCUCUGUGGAGAACAUGUCAUGUGAUCAAGUCGCCGCCACGCUCAGCACUCUAGCACACAGCCAAUAA
Knipowitschia caucasica is the source of this 699-nucleotide messenger RNA. The record is from the annotation of a GenBank genome assembly. Lineage: Eukaryota; Metazoa; Chordata; Actinopteri; Gobiiformes; Gobiidae.